Molecule: messenger RNA, 2100 nt
Organism: Aspergillus calidoustus
Lineage: Eukaryota; Fungi; Ascomycota; Eurotiomycetes; Eurotiales; Aspergillaceae
Source: the annotation of a GenBank genome assembly
AUGUCAGGACGGUUGAAGGCAGCAAUUCUUGUGGUCUCCGACACGGCGUCGCAGGAUCCGUCCACGGAUAGAGUGGUCGGAACUCUGAGCAAUGUGUUUACCACCGAGGGGCCGAACAACUGGGACCAGCCGAUCACCAAAAUAGUCCCGGAUGAUGUGCUCCAGAUCCAGAGGACUGUCUGUGACUGGGCUGAUGGGCCUAAUUCAGUCAACUUGAUUCUUAUCAGCGGUGGCACGGGCUUCGCGGUCAAGGAUAAUACCCCAGAGGCUGUCUCGCCCCUCCUCCACCGCCAUGCGCCUGGUCUUGUGCACGGCAUGAUCGCCGCCUCUCUGAGUGUCACACCAUUUGCAAUGAUGGCCCGCCCUGUCGCAGGAACCAGAAACAAAUCCCUGGUCAUAACACUACCCGGCUCGCCCAAAGGCGCCAAAGAGAACCUAGAAGCCGUGAUCAAGUUGCUACCCCAUGCAUGCACGCAGGCAGCAGGCGCAGACUCACGCGCCCAGCAUGCCGGCGGCAUCAAGAAACUCGAGGCCGAAGCAGGCGUGAGAUCCGAUUCCCAGCAUAGCCACAGCCAUCAUCACCAUCAUCACCACGAUCACUCUCAUGGCCACGGCCAUGGUCAUGUCGUCCCAAGAGCGCAUACAUCUCCAUCUGAACGACGGUCGAAUGACCCCGCGGCAGGCGCGAACCGGCGGUAUCGCGAGUCGCCGUAUCCGAUGCUCUCGGUGGAUGAGGCGUUGAAGAUUAUAUCUGCUCAGACACCCGACCCCGAGAUAGUGGAAGUUCCGGUCGAUAUCAAUUUAGUGGGAUACGUCAUUGCAGAAGAUAUCUACGCGGCAGAGGCUGUGCCCGCAUACCUAGCCAGUAUCGUCGAUGGGUAUGCUGUAAUAGCUCCCAAGUCAACAGAAGGCCAGAGCACCAAGGGCAUUUUUCCAGUGGCUUCCAUUACCCACGCGAACGAGGGUGGGACUCUCGCGCCGCUCGAAUCUGGUACGAUUGCUCGGAUCACGACAGGCGCUCCUCUUCCACCCAACGCAAACGCGGUGGUCAUGGUCGAAGAUACCCUGCUAGCAUCUUCAACACCCGAUGGCAAGGAAGAAGCAACAAUAGAAAUCCUGACCGGUGAUAUAAAACCAAACGAGAACGUGCGUCAACCUGGCAGCGACGUCCAACUAGGAUCCAAAAUUCUCCAGCGGGGUGACCUGAUUACUCCCGUCGGUGGCGAGAUUGGUCUCCUAGCAGCCACGGGAACAAAGACUGUCAAGGUCUUCAAGAAGCCCACUGUGGGUGUGCUAAGCACAGGCGACGAACUCGUCGAGCACAACGACCCCAGGCAACUCCAAGGAGGACAAAUCCGAGACUCCAACCGACCAUCUAUCUUAUCAUGUCUCAAGUCCUGGGGAAUCCCAGCAGUCGACCUAGGUAUCGCCCGAGACACACCCGCCGGCGAACUCGAGCGCAGUCUCCGGGACGCCCUCCGUGGAGUGGGAAACGCCAGCACGAGCGUCGAUGUCAUCAUCACAACGGGUGGUGUCUCAAUGGGAGAGCUCGACUUGCUCAAGCCCACCAUCGAGCGCUCACUCGGUGGGACAAUCCACUUCGGCCGCGUCUCAAUGAAGCCCGGAAAGCCGACUACCUUCGCCACGGUGCCGUUCAAGCCAUCGUCGUCGGAGGGACAGCAGGAGCGCAACUCGCGACUCAUCUUCUCGCUUCCUGGGAACCCGGCCUCGGCGCUCGUCACGCUCAACCUGUUCGUUCUCCCAUCUCUUCAUAAGCUCAUGGGUCUCGGGCAAAAGCAGGCUGCGCUAGGUCUGGCUCCCUCACUGGGUCUACCACUUGUUUCGGUGGCAUUAUCGCACCCUUUCCCAGUGGACCCGAAACGCACAGAGUAUCAUCGCGCUAUUGUCACGGCAUCCCGCAAGGACGGACGCCUCUACGCGACGAGUACAGGUGCCGAAGGCGUGGGGCAGCGGAGCUCACGAGUCGGCAGUCUCGCGAGUGCCAAUGCACUCUUGGUGCUUCAGCCGGGGAAGGGCUCGGUUGCACAGGGUACCUUGGUACAGGCUCUUAUGAUGGGGCCUGUCGUACAGGAUGAGUAG